AUUGUGACUCACGACAGUCCAAAUUCCCUCAGAGCUAAUGCCGUCGAGAUCAGCUCAGGUUGUGACAUCUGUGAGACUUUAUCGGAUUUCGCAAGAAGGAAACAGAGAGGUCUCAGCAUACUCAGUGCCAAUGGUUGUGUCACCAAUGUGACAUUAAGGCAACCAGCUUCAUCAGGAGCAAUUGUGACAUUACACGGACGUUACGAGAUCCUCUCAUUGCUUGGAUCAAUCUUGCCUCCACCAGCACCACUUGGAAUAACUGGUCUGACCAUUUACUUAGCCGGACCUCAAGGACAGGUUGUUGGUGGAGGAGUGGUUGGUGGGUUAAUCGCGUCUGGUCCUGUUGUUAUCAUGGCUGCAUCUUUCAUGAAUGCUGUUUUUGAUCGUCUUCCUAUGGACGAUGAUGAAGCUGCUUCUAUGCAAAACCAGCAGUACUACCAGAAUGGAAGAUCCCGUCCUUUAGAUGACAUUCAUGGACUGCCUCAAAAUCUGCUCACUAAUGGAAACUCCGGUUCUGAUAUUUACUCUUGGGGGCCUGCACAGCGUGCUAUGUCGAAACCUUAAUACAGCUCUCUAAUCUCCACGUUUCAUCAUAAUAUCAGAGUGCCUGAGUCUUAUUAUCUA
Molecule: messenger RNA, 624 nt
Organism: Camelina sativa (false flax)
Lineage: Eukaryota; Viridiplantae; Streptophyta; Magnoliopsida; Brassicales; Brassicaceae
Product: AT-hook motif nuclear-localized protein 16
Biological process (GO): vegetative to reproductive phase transition of meristem
Cellular component (GO): nucleus
Molecular function (GO): DNA-binding transcription factor activity; minor groove of adenine-thymine-rich DNA binding
Source: RefSeq, a predicted model, not a curated record